Ectocarpus sp. CCAP 1310/34 is the source of this 1890-nucleotide messenger RNA. Lineage: Eukaryota; Phaeophyceae; Ectocarpales; Ectocarpaceae. The record is from the annotation of a GenBank genome assembly.
AUGUCCUUCACGAUUGAGUUGGUCGGAGACGAAAUCGGCGGUGGCGGCUCGCUGCCUGAUUGGGAGCCGAACAGCAGCUUCAGGUUCAUCUACGUUUGGAUAUGCAGUAAGGAUCAGAUCUUGAUCGCGGAAGUGGUCGGUGACGGCAGUAACAAUGGCACUCUCACUGCCACGUACCAGAGCGAUUUCCCCGGGGACUACCUGGUGCACGUCGAGGAAGUCCAACCGUCCAAACGGGGUGAGGGUCUUCCUAUCGUGGGAAGCCCUUUCUCUCUCACGAUUACAGGCGAUGGUCCAACGCUGGACGUAGACUCCCUACCAGUUUGUGGAUCCCAAGACGAUGGCAGCAACGAUAUCGCGGAUACAUUUUGGAGGCCCGGGACAUGGCUAUCCUCGAACGUGGCUAGUGCUGCGCACGGAGUGAUGAGAAAUGGCUGGGUGUUUCAGCCCAAAUCUUGUGUUUUCGACACAUUCUCUUAUCAAGAUCUCAUGCUCCUGGCCAGCCUCGACGGCGAGCCAACGUGGCUUGUGGUCGUGGGUGGAUCGGUCCAAAGAGGCGUGUUUCUUACGCUUGUGGACAUGGCGUUAGCGGCAGGACAAAAGGACGACAUGGCGACAAGUGUCCUCCAGAAGUGCUGGGGAUACGCCGACCUCCGGGUUGGGAACCUCCGUCUGACGUACCAGGACAUGCGGCUGUAUCAAGUAUCCGGAAAGACCGAUUCGGUGGUCUGUAACAACGAAAAGCUCACCAGCGGGAGCACGGCUGCCUUCGUUCACUCCGCCAAGGAGUUCCUGGCGUCGACCGCUUUUCGAGACGGUACCCAGUGGCCGGCGACGAUUUUGGCACCGUCAUACUUGGUCCCCGAAAACAAUGUCAACCAAAUGAUUGAGGCGUACAUCAGGCCUGCGUCGUGCGCGCAUGCGCAGGUGCUCAUGGAUUCAUUGCCGCCAAGCUGGGAAGGAAAACUCCUGUUCGUGGAUCACAUGGCUGGAUUUAGGAUACACUGGACCCAAGGAAAUCCAACCAGGACUGCCCUCAUGGACGUGAGAAUAACGGCCACAGGCAGAACGCCAACCGACGACUUUGCACUCCGGAAAAUGGACGGAUAUCAAACCCAAGACCCUCGCGUAUCGUUCAUAAGCGCAUUCCCUGUGAGUUUCGCGGAGCGAAACCUCUUCGAGAACGAGCGAUCGAGACAAGGGAUUCGACAUUACGGGGCAAGUAUACACUAUCACUACGUGUCUUCCACAACGUCCGACCCCGAAGCGCACAACGGGACAACCAUGGUGCACUCCACGAUGACAGAGAUGCUGGCUAACGUGAGUCGACGGCGAGUGCUCACUGGGACGAAAGCAGUUUCUCCAAGGCAUUUUUUUGUGGUAUCCGGUUUUCGAGACCAACAGAGAAAGGCUGGAAUAGAGGGUGAGAUGCUUCUUGUGUCCAAACGGACUUGUUGGGAUCGUCUACAAUGCCCCUGCACGGCAGAGCCUAAACCACCGGACGCUCCGUUCGUCUUUUGUCGGGCUACAUUCUUGUACAAAUCCUACUCGCAGAUAAUGAUCGGCCGGGCGGUGGAGACAAAGGCGGAACUUCAUGCAAAGGCUGCGGCGUCAACAGAGGGUAGUGAACAACAGAGCGUCGAUGUCGGGAAGUCGUUCCAGGUGUGCUCGGACUGCCCUCGACAGCUGCUGCCGGCCCACGUCAAGCCUAUCCCUGAACCUGUCUGCGAGACCGUGGAGUCCCUGCCUGGCAACGCAGAAACAGGCGAGGUGUGGGAUGGAGAGCUGUGCCCCGAUUGGUGCAUGAAACAGGCGCCGGUGUCUCAAAAAGAGACCCAAUCCGGUCCAGUAGACGUCCGGGAGUGUAGCAUGGAGACUCGCCUGCCGUGA